UGAACUGCACUGGCUAUGCUGAUAUGAAUGAUAGACUGAGUAUGCUUGAAUCCAAGAUUGUGUUGCUGGAGGAGGUGGGACCACCACCUCUCCUAUUCAGAUACUCCCCAGAUGGGUCAUCAGAUAACGAGGUGGGACUGGGAGCACCCAAACCCACCCCCAUCACUCCCCCCGCAAUCGGACUACCAGGAGCCAGAGGCCUCCCAGGGCCAGCUGGACCCCCAGGUGUGGCGGGACCCCCUGGACUCACUGGAGAGACAAGCCUAGCAGGGAAACCUGGACCCAUGGGACCCAGAGGGCCCCAGGGCCAGCGAGGAGCCCAAGGGGAGAGAGGUGUACCUGGGCCAGCGGGGCCUCUGGGGCCAGCCUCUUCCUUCUCUCACAGAGGAGACGUGUUUGGUCUGAGGGAGCUGGGCCAGUAUGAAGAAGCUGCGCUCCAUUCACAGAACAACCAAAGAGCUGUGACCGGUCCCCCAGGCCCCACCGGAUCCCCUGGUCCCCCAGGCCGUCCGGGACCCACAGGGCCUGCUGGAAACCCAGGUACCCCAGGGAGAAACGCUGGUGUUGGUCCCUCAGGCAAGCCUGGGGAUCGUGGGCUUAAAGGAGACUCCGGUGAAAGGGGACCCCCAGGACUCAGGGGAGGACAUGGCCAGCCAGGUGUACCAGGGCCAAAGGGUGAGCCAGAAGAUACCCAGGCUGAGGGGGAGGGGCUGCAGCAGCUGAGAGAGGCGCUGAAGAUCCUGGCUGAGAGGGUUCUCAUUCUGGAGCACAUGAUCGGCAUUCACUAAAACCCACUAGAAUCUGGUUCUGGCCUGGACAUCCURUCAGACCUGGUGCCCAUGUUUAAAAACAAAAUGGCAGGACCCAAAACCCUGCUCCACUCUCUCACCACAGGAGACAGAAAGCUGAUUGGAGAGGAAAGAGUGAGGAGGAGGGGCAAUUAGAUGGUCCUGCCAAGGGGUGUAGUGGAGCAUGGUUUGUAUAUGAGCAGUGAUUGGGUAAGACUUUGAGAUAGACGUACCAUGUGUUCUCUGGGUCAGAGUGGAUGACCAGUCAAUACUCAUGGAAUCACAGAAUUCUCUUACUCAGAUCCUUGAAUUUGGCCUGUUUAUAAUGUGUGUUUUUUUACAUUGACUUUUAGUACUGUUGUCAUUAUCGUAGUCAUGUUAUUUAAAUGUAAUUGUGUAACUUUGGUGCUGGUACUGGCCUCAACAUGUGGAUAUUCUCAAUGACAUACUCCUGUUGGGAACUGUAGGAUGUACCAAGGGUAAAAGGAGAUACUAUAGCCAGUAGGAUAAAUAUAUUAGUUUUUUWAAUCUGUAUUCAGUAAGAAUAUCAUGUCUGAUUUUAGAUCAUAUCUGUACUGUUUGUUUUUUACAAGACUUGAGAAGAUUUGUUUUCUGUUUUUGAUUGGUUUGAAUUUGAUUUGAACACAACAGGGAAAUAAAUUGGUUUUGUUUCGGUUUUAUAUUUAUAGUAAUGAUUCUGUAUCUGAUGCAGUAGGGGAUAUUGUACUGUAUCUGCCACUGUUGCAUAUCAUUGGAGCAGAUGGACAUGCAUGUUGAUAUCAGAUUACAUCGCCUCACAUGGUUUGAGGUAACAUUAAUUGCUGUAGCACUAGGUAGCGCUUUUGCUUUGCAGUCCUGUUUCAACAAGUAGGCUGGUGUAGCAGGUGAAACUGUUGAAUAGCCAACUGUAAAAUAAAAUUUGACCCGUUGAUCUUACUUUUAGCUUCACCUUUUCUUUCUUUCAGUCUGGAGUUAUUAUUAACUUCAAUUUUUGCAUUACAUAAUGUUUUUUAUGCGCCUGUUGAAAACCACAUUUCUAAAUAGGUUGAAUAGAAUAAACGUGUGUUGGAUUGGAGAUGGAAUGUGGUUGUGUGUUGGAUGCUCUCAUAUGACUGUUUUUAUAUUGGGUGUGGAGUCCUUGCCAACUCAUUUGCAGAGUGUGUAACCAGUUUAUUAUUGCAGCUCAACUGUUAUGUCUUUCCCUACAGCAUGUCUCUGACAAUUUCAUGACUCAUUACUUCAUAUUUGUGUGUUUCGGUUUUUCUUAAUCUUUGAGGAGAAUGGUUCAGUUUUACAGUACGUUCCCUUUUUUAAAGUAGGUGUUUUUUGUUUUCGUUUGACUUGGCACAGUAUUUUGAAAAACUUUAUUUUCAUAAAAUUCACAAAUUUUGACUGAU
Molecule: messenger RNA, 2185 nt
Organism: Salvelinus sp. IW2-2015
Lineage: Eukaryota; Metazoa; Chordata; Actinopteri; Salmoniformes; Salmonidae
Gene: col26a1
Product: collagen, type XXVI, alpha 1
Molecular function (GO): protein binding
Source: RefSeq, a predicted model, not a curated record